Messenger RNA from Fonsecaea erecta, 717 nucleotides. RefSeq lists its product as hypothetical. The transcript has 4 exons. Gene Ontology annotation, molecular function: DNA-binding transcription factor activity, RNA polymerase II-specific; transcription cis-regulatory region binding; zinc ion binding. Gene Ontology annotation, biological process: positive regulation of transcription by RNA polymerase II. The record is from RefSeq and is a predicted model, not a curated record. Gene Ontology annotation, cellular component: nucleus. Bases 1 to 717 code for a protein of 238 amino acids. Lineage: Eukaryota; Fungi; Ascomycota; Eurotiomycetes; Chaetothyriales; Herpotrichiellaceae.
AUGUCUUCCGCGAAUACGAGGAGUCGUACAGGGUGCCUGACCUGCCGCGCACGCAAGAUCAGAUGCGACGAGGCCCAGCCGAACUGCGCAAACUGUCAGAGGGGACACCGUGAAUGUGUCCGCUCCGAUCUCCCAUUCCGACACCAGCAGAACUCGGGUAUUAGCAAUAGUAGCGAGAAACACCCUUUCCACAGCUACUUCAAGAAGAGCCAAACGUACAGUGAAGAACAUCUCAUGGCGUUUCUCCCUGUGCCCCAGCAAUUGACUUGGGUCUACAUUACCAACCCAUGCGCAGAAGAUGCAAAUGCCGUCACGCCUCCUCUUUCUCGAACUUCCAGCAACUCAGACAUGGUCCAGCAGGUCGCUGCUCCCCACCCAUACAUAGAACAUGCAAGUGCCAUCACGCCUCCUUUUGCUCGAACUUCCACCCCCUCAGACAUGGUCGAGAAGGUCGCUGCUCCCGCCUUGGAAGCCCUUGCAACCGCAGCAGCAGAAGAGACGUCAUAUCCUCCUCAGAUCACUAUACACUACGCGCCCGCAAAUCCUGCGACAGACUCCCACCCCGAGUAUGGAUUCGUCCAAGCUGAACCUGGUGGCGGUACGAGUGAGGACUUCUAUGAGAGGCUUCACUACUAUCUCAGCAGCUCGUCUCCCCAGAAUCAGACCGACUUGUCUUUGAUCGACCCAGAUCUUGAGUCCAGUGUGAACGCGAAUUGA